Trichomonas vaginalis G3 is the source of this 1000-nucleotide messenger RNA. Its product is annotated as protein of unknown function, DUF4106 family. The transcript has a single exon. NCBI's taxonomy places the organism in Eukaryota, Parabasalia, Trichomonadida, Trichomonadidae. The record is from RefSeq and is a predicted model, not a curated record. The annotation marks the transcript as partial.
AUGUUCACCGACAUACAAAAGACUCCAACAUCAGAUGAAAAUAUUCAGCAUAGAGUGGAAGUACUGAAAGAAAAUGUACGCAAAUACAAUAAUCCUUUUUACUUACGACCAUAUAACGUUCAAUCUUUGGCUGAACUCGGUGAAAAUAAAAGGUUAAAUUUCAACAAAACAUAUAGAAAUGAAACAUUGUUUAAAGUUCAUUCAGAACCUAACCAAUAUGGAAACAAACCUACUUUUGUUUCUGCAGACUAUGGAACUACAAUGAAGUGGGGUCAUAAAGCUAAUCCGGAUAGGUGGUUCAUAAACUUACAACCUCAAUUCCAAGAAGUUGUAGACGCAAUGGAAGUGAAUGGUGAACCAGAUAUAACGGGUAUUUUCAGCGCGGCUUUAAUGCCAUUGAAAGAUAUGAAAGAUGCAGAUAUUUUGGACCAGUAUGAAAUGAACAUGGCUGAGGGAAAUAUAACACCUGACGUUCUAGAACAUUUAUCUCAAAGAACUACACAGAACCAUAGAGAUGGUAUAUUUGGUGAAGAGUUUAGAAAGAAAGUUAGGGAGAGAGACGGAAGAGAACCUAUUGUACAUGACCUUGCAAACGAAAGUUUGCAAAAUGCCAUAAAAACUUACUUUGCAGACAAUGAAAUGAGAAGGGAUGAAUAUUUAAGAAAACUCAAAUGGACAGUACCAAAUGAAAUGUUAGUAUUGAAAAACAUGUUCCUUGACAAAAUAAAACCAACUACAGAAAUAAAUGACGCAAGACUGAAACGUUGGGUAAAAGCUUUCCCAUUCACAAAAGAUAUUAUUGGUUACAUGGAAAGAAAACCAGAAUGGCUACAAAAACAUAUAUUUGGAAACGAGCUUAUUCCAUAUGGACAAGCUCUGUUUGAAGAGCUUGAACCGGAAACUCAGGAAAGAGUCAUGCAAACAAUAAGCGACGACUCAAAUACAAACUAUGACAAAAUCUUUCUAGGAUAUAGGUUACCUGAGAUGGGCGACCAGAGCC